AAAAGCCUUAAGCCAAGCGGGAGAUGACAUGCGCAAAUGCGCGGCGAAUAGUAAACAUCAGUUGGAAUUUCAGACAAGAACCUUACUACAAUUACCUUGCGCUUCUUGACGCCUGCACAGAAUCCAAGUCAUUAUCAAUAGGCAAAUCAAUCCAUCAACACGUCCUAAAACACAAUCACUGUAAUGACUACAAUUCAAAUCUACUAGACAAGUUAACUCGUUUUUAUAUCUCCUGCAGUAGAAUCGAUCUUGCACGCCAUAUGUUCGACGAAAUUCCUCAUCAGGAUAGAAAUAAUAAAACCAUAUUAUGGAACCAAAUGAUUAGAGCCUAUGCUUGGAAUGGACCCUUUGAGAAAGCUAUUGACUUGUACUAUGAAAUGGUGGAGUCUGGUGUUAGACCCACAAAUUAUACAUACCCUUUUGUGAUCAAGGCUUGUUCUGCUAUGCAAGAUGUAGAAAAUGGUGUAAAGAUUCAUGAACAUGUAAAAAGGCACGGGCUUGAUGGUGAUGUUUAUAUUUGUACAGCUUUGGUUGAUUUUUAUGCCAAGUGUGGGUUAUUGGUUGAGGCACGACAAGUGUUCGAUGGAAUGUGGAAAAGAGAUAUUGUGGCAUGGAAUGCGAUGAUCUCAGGGUGCUCGGUGAAUCGUUUGUAUUUGGAGAUGAUGGGUUUGGUUUUCGAAAUGCAAGAGAAUGGGUUAACACCAAAUUCAUCUUCAAUUGUGGCUAUUCUUCCUGCUAUUGCGGAAGCUAAUAAGUUGCGUGAAGGGAAGGCGGUUCAUGGGUAUUCUACGAGAAGGGGCUUUGUCAAUGAUGUAGUUGUUGACACUGGCAUUUUGGAUGUGUAUGCAAAAUGCGGUUUGUUGAACUAUGCGAAGAGGAUUUUUAGAGUCAUGACUUUUAAGAAUGAGAUCACGUGGAGUGCAAUGAUAGGAGCAUAUAUAACAUGUGAUUCUACGCAAGAAGGAUUGGAACUGUUUGACCACAUGAGGGUGGAAGAUACUGGGUCUUCUUCUCCUGUCAUGCUUGCCACUGUCAUUCGAGCUUGUGCUAAGCUGAAUGAUCUGAGAAGAGGAAGAAAGAUGCAUGGUUAUACUGUUAAGUCGGGGUCCAAUUUGGAUUUGAUGGUGUGUAAUACUCUUCUUUCUAUGUAUGCAAAGUGCGGGAGAAUAGAUGAUGCGCUUAACUUCUUUGAGGAGAUGGGUUUAAAAGAUUCUGUUUCUUUCAGUGCUAUAAUUGCAGGGUGUGUUCAGAAUGGCCAUGCAGAAGAAGCUUUGCAGAUUUUCCAAAUGAUGCAAUCGUCUGGGGUCCAGCCAGAAUCUGCAACAGUGAUGGGAAUUUUACCAGCCUGUUCACAUUUGGCUGCUCUACAACUUGGAGUUUGCACCCAUGGUUACUCGAUAGUACGUGGAUUUACAGAGGAUGUUUCUAUUUGUAAUGCCCUAAUUGACAUGUACUCCAAAUGUGGUAAAGUCAACAUUGCUAGGAUUAUCUUUGAUAAGAUGAAUAAAAGGGAUGUUGUCUCAUGGAAUGCAAUGAUUGCUGGAUAUGGAGUUCACGGUCAUGGAAAGGAAGCAAUUUCAUUGUUCUAUGACAUGCAGACUGUAGCUCAAAUGCCAGAUGAGAUAACUUUCAUUGGUCUCUUAUCUGCUUGCAGCCAUUCUGGUCUUGUUGCUGAAGGGAAAUAUUGGUUCUUCAGCAUGUGUCAAGAAUUCAAAAUUAGCCCUAGGAUGGAUCAUUACUUGUGCAUGGUGGAUCUUUUGGGCCGUGCUGGUCUCCUAGAUGAGGCCUAUGGUUUUAUCCAGAAUAUGCCUUUUAAACCUGAUGUGCGUAUUUGGAGUGCUUUGCUUGCUGCUUGUAGAAUCCAUAAACAUAUUGUACUAGCAGAAGAAGUAUCUAACAAGAUCCAAUAUCUAGGACCUGAAAGUCCAGGUAAUUUUGUUCUUUUAUCCAACUUGUAUACUACUGCUGGGAGAUGGGAUGACGCUGCUCAUAUUAGAAUUAAGCAGAAGGAUUCUGGCUUUAAGAAGAGCCCAGGAUGUAGUUGGAUUGAAAUAAAUGGGGUUGUCCAUGCAUUUGCUGGUGGGGAUCAAUCCCACCCUCAGUCCACUAAAAUAAAUGAGAAAUUGAAGGAGAUUUCAACGGAGAUGAAAAAAAUGGGGUACAGUGCAGAAUCCAGUUUUGUCUACCAAGAUGUUGAGGAAGAAGAGAAGGAACAGAUUCUGCUUUAUCACAGCGAGAAGCUUGCAGUUGCAUUUGCAUUGCUAAAUCUGGAUCCUAGCAAGUCCAUACUCGUUACAAAGAAUUUGCGAGUUUGUGUUGACUGCCAUAGUACGCUGAAAUACAUAACUUUAAUUACGAAAAGGGAGAUUACAGUGAGGGAUGCAAGUCGAUUUCAUCAUUUCAGAGAUGGAAUAUGCAGCUGCGGGGAUUUCUGGUGAAGAAUGAUUGAGACUAUUUUUGUUGCUUGAUUUAGAAAUGAUUCAGUUUUCUUCUACACCUACUAAUGCAACAUUGGCUAACUAAACUAGAUUGGUGCAGGGUAUUCACAGUUGAUAUCUUGGCUGUUGUUCUGUUAGACCAAUUCCUGAGUACAUUACUUGGUAGAUUUGACAGUAAACCAUUUCUUAGAUGAAGGGUGCAGAUAAAAUUUUGCAUUGCAUUAAGAUGAUGAGUGAUGAAGAUUCGAGGGAUGCAGCGUGUGCCUGCUAUGUGCUGAGAAUACAACAUUGCUCAGUUGCUUGUAAAGGGUCUCAUCGAUCCAGAUAAGUGUAAUCAGGGGUAUAAAUUCUGUAUUUUGACUGGAAGAUCAACUUGGUGCUGCAUCCCACGCUGAUCAUAUACCAGAUUGGAGUAGUUCUUCAUUUUGUGCACUCUGGUCCACUAAUUCAAGUACGUUAAGUUUUAUCUUAAUGUUGGAAUACUUGGAAAUCUGAUAUUUACUGUCAAUCAGUAACAUAUUGGAGCUUCAUAGAACCUACACCAUGGUUAGCACAUGCAUCAGUGGUUAAAGGUUUUGACUCCAUGAACAAUCCAUCCAGGUAAAUCGUGGGCAAAUGCUGGAUUUCUGCCAUUAUGCGGACAAGUACUUCAAGCUGUGAUUUUAAGAUAUGCCCUCAUAGAUAUAACAUCAAGAAAUAGAUAGAGGUGGUCCAUAAACCAUUUUCGAGAUAGAUGAGGUUUUAUCAAUCUGUUCUUUGUUGUGAACAUCAGUGGGACCUUCUGCUUUCAAAGUCUAAUUAGUAUGACAAUUAGUUGGAAGGCAAAACCAUGUGAUACUUCAGGUUCUAUUGUCUUUAGCUGGUGCCUACACAAAGCCUUUUCAAUGCACAUUAGUAGGAUUGUACAACUUGUCAUUGGCCUAUAUAAACACAUACCAAGAGGGGUUUACUAUAACAACACUCAGCAAAACCUGAAACCAUAUAAAACUUUUCUUUGAUCUCAAGGUCCUUAUUAAUUAUUCCCAUCCUUAUUUGCUCAUCUGUAUUGAACUAAAUGGUCAUGGCUCUCAGUAUGCCUCGUAUAAUCAAGAAGUCUUCUACAACUGGAGAUAUUCCAAAGGGCCAUUUUGCUGUUUAUGUUGGGGAGAAGUAGAAGAAGAGAUUUGUAAUCUCCAUAUCGUUCUUGAGCCAAUCUUUAUUUCAAGAUUUGCUUAGUCAAGUUGAGGAAGAAUUUGGCUUUGAUCAUCUGGUGGGUGGUGACACAAUUCCCUGCAGGGAGGAUGUGUUUGUUGAUCUUACUUCUCGUUUGAGUAGGAUCUGAGGCUUUUUCUUUCACAGUUUUGUGAAGAACUUACCUGAAUUUUGCAGUUUGUACACUAGAAGAGUUAGGAAAGACACGUCAUUCAUACCGUAUCACUGAAAAUUAGAUAGAUGAGGCUACGGUUAGUUGCAACAAUAGAUCCCAAUUGAAUGUAAUUUUGACAAGAGACAAACAUCAUAUUCUUUAGCAAAUGAAAUCUGUUCAGCUUCA
Messenger RNA from Nicotiana tabacum (common tobacco), 3969 nucleotides. RefSeq names its product pentatricopeptide repeat-containing protein At3g16610-like. Gene Ontology annotation, biological process: RNA modification. The record is from RefSeq and is a predicted model, not a curated record. NCBI's taxonomy places the organism in Eukaryota, Viridiplantae, Streptophyta, Magnoliopsida, Solanales, Solanaceae. Gene Ontology annotation, molecular function: zinc ion binding; protein binding; RNA binding.